Messenger RNA from Cajanus cajan (pigeon pea), 2135 nucleotides. It is a transcript of the gene CYP87A2, whose product is annotated as cytochrome P450, family 87, subfamily A, polypeptide 2. NCBI's taxonomy places the organism in Eukaryota, Viridiplantae, Streptophyta, Magnoliopsida, Fabales, Fabaceae. The record is from RefSeq and is a predicted model, not a curated record. Gene Ontology annotation, molecular function: iron ion binding; monooxygenase activity; heme binding. Gene Ontology annotation, biological process: brassinosteroid biosynthetic process; multicellular organism development; brassinosteroid homeostasis.
UCCUUUCUGCCCAUUCUUCCCUCCUUACCCACUUUAAGCCUUUCCUCAUUUCUGAACCUGUCCAUUCUUUUUAAUUCUAUUAAGACCCUUUUCAGCACUUCACUCUUUUAAUCUAUAUAUUAUCUCCUCUCUUCUCAAUAUAGUCCAAUUCCUUUUUAUUUUUCAAAAUAAAAAUGUGGGCUCUAUGUCUUGGAGCAUUGGUUAUUAUAGUUAUAACACAUUGGGUUUAUAGAUGGAGAAAUCCUAGUUGCAAUGGAAAACUCCCACCAGGUUCAAUGGGUUUCCCCCUUCUGGGUGAGACCCUUCAGUUUUUCUUCCCCAAUACUUCUUCUGAUAUUCCUCCUUUCAUCAAGCAGAGAAUGAAAAGGUAUGGACCAAUCUUCAAGACCAACUUGGUUGGACGACCAGUUGUGGUAUCAACAGACCCUGAUCUUAAUUACUUCAUCUUCCAACAAGAGGGGCAAGUGUUCCAAAGCUGGUAUCCAGAAACAUUCACUGAGAUCUUUGGACGACAAAAUGUAGGCUCCUUACAUGGGUUUAUGUACAAGUACCUUAAGAACAUGGUGCAAUUGUUUGGUCCUGAAAGCCUCAAAAGGAUGAUCUCAGAAGUUGAACAAACAACGUACAGAACAUUACAGCAGUUGUCAUGCGAGGACAGUGUUGAAUUGAAGGAAGCAACAGCAAGAAUGAUAUUUGAUUUAACAGCGAAAAAACUCAUAAGUUAUGAUUCGUCCAAGUCCUCGGAUAAUUUGAGAGACAACUUCGUUGCAUUUAUACAAGGACUCAUAUCCUUCCCUCUGGACGUUCCAGGAACUGCUUAUCACAAAUGUCUGCAGGGUAGGAAAAGGGCAAUGAAUAUGCUGAAGAACAUGCUGCAAGAAAGACGGGGAAUGCAUAAGAAAGAGCAAACAGAUUUCUUUGACUAUGUUAUUGAAGAACUAAAGAAAGAGGGAACAAUCCUCACUGAAGCGAUCGCUCUGGACCUCAUGUUUGUGCUCCUCUUUGCAAGCUUUGAAACCACUUCUCUCGCUAUUACUUAUGCUAUUAAAUUACUCUCGGACCAUCCCUUAGUGCUCAAGCAAUUACAAGAAGAACAUGAAGCCAUCAUCAAACGACGUGAAGAUCCUAACUCCGGAGUCACGUGGAAAGAAUACAAAUCAAUGACAUUUACAUUUCAGGUCAUAAAUGAAACCGUGAGACUCGCAAAUAUAGUUCCAGGAAUCUUCCGGAAGGCACUGAGGGAAAUUAAUUUUAAGGGAUAUACCAUACCAAAAGGUUGGGCAGUUAUGGUGUGUCCCCCGGCUGUACACUUAAAUCCAGCAAAAUAUUACGAUCCCCUUGCUUUCAACCCCUCGAGAUGGGAGGGAGUGGAACAAAGUGGUGCGAGCAAACAUUUCAUGGCUUUCGGCGGAGGCAUGAGAUUUUGUGUUGGAACGGACUUUACUAAGGUUCAAAUGGCUAUUUUUCUCCAUAGCUUGGUAACAAAAUACCGGUGGCGACCCGUCAAAGGAGGAAACAUCGUUCGAACUCCUGGUUUACAAUUUCCAAAUGGAUUUUACGUCCAGAUCAUGGAGAAAGAUCAGAGGGAGUAGGACCCAAAAUAUAUCAUUAAAAAUUAGAAACCAAAGCUUUACAAAAAAGACUCAUGAUAGAAAUUUAGGCUUGACAUCUUCCCAAUCCUUGGCGUUUUAAGAAACACAAGGCAACACAAUUGUUAUGGAAGCCAGAAAAGUAACCAUAACAGUCUCUUACUCAGUUUUGAUUAGGUCUCUUAAAAGUUGUGCUUUUAUUAGAUUUUCUUCUCAACAUACUCUAAAGGAUGAAGGUUUUGGAAAACAUGGGUUAAAACCAAAACAUGACGUGCCUUUGCAAAAAGUAAGUGACGGAUGCCGGAUGGGAAGGGAAGUUGUAUUUUGUAACAAGUACUGUAAAUGUUUCUUCCGAGUUGAUAUACAAUUUGGUCAUCAAUAGUGGCAAUCUUUGUUCCCAUCUUUAAGGAUUUCUUUGAUAAACCUUAGUCCUUGGAGGAUAAAAUUGUUUAUAAGUUGACACACCAAGGUAUACUUGUUAGCAAGCUUGACAUGUGACAUACCAAAGCAACACCAAAUUAGCUAUUUCCUUUCUAUAAAAAUAUA